Messenger RNA from Gastrolobium bilobum, 1995 nucleotides. Its product is annotated as DEAD-box ATP-dependent RNA helicase 36-like. NCBI's taxonomy places the organism in Eukaryota, Viridiplantae, Streptophyta, Magnoliopsida, Fabales, Fabaceae. The record is from RefSeq and is a predicted model, not a curated record. Gene Ontology annotation, molecular function: RNA helicase activity; nucleic acid binding; ATP binding. The transcript has 6 exons. The coding region runs from base 1 to 1554 and encodes 517 amino acids.
AUGGAUCAACAACUCUUAUCAGACAAAAGCUUUCCACUCUUCAAAACAACUCGCAAACCCUCCAAAAACCCCUCAACCGCCGCCGCUACCGCCGUAAAAAACCCUAACUCCCACGCCGAAGGUCACGAAAACCACCAAGACACCUCCACCGUCGCUGCCACCACAUUCGCCGAUCUCGGACUCUCCGAAUGGGUGGUGAAGACCUGCAAGGAGCUCGGAAUGCGGAAGCCGCGGCCCGUGCAGUCCACGUGCAUCCCGAGGGUCCUGGAGGGCCGCCACGUGUUCGGCAUCGACGAGACCGGUAGCGGCAAGACCGCCGCGUUCGCCCUCCCGAUCCUCCACCGCCUCGCGGAGCAUCCGUUCGGGGUCUUCGCCCUGGUCGUCACGCCCACGCGCGAGCUAGCGUUUCAGCUCGCGGAGCAGUUCCGCGCCCUCGGCUCCUCCCUUCACCCCCGCAUCUCGGUGGUGGUCGGAGGCAUGGACAUGCUCAAACAGACCAAGGAAUUGGUCGCUAGGCCUCACCUCGUUAUCGCCACCCCUGGGAGGAUCAAGCUCUUGCUCCAAGAUAAUCCUGAUAUUCCUCCCAUUUUCUCUAGAACAAAGUUCCUUGUCUUGGAUGAAGCAGAUCGAGUCCUGGAUGUUGGUUUUCAGGAGGAAUUGAAAGUUAUCUUUCAGUGCUUACCAGAAAAUCGGCAAAACCUGUUCUUUUCUGCAACAUCAACAAGUAAUCUGCAAAAGUUGCGUGAACGUUACCAAGAUAAGCUUUAUGUCUAUGAAGCAUAUGAAGGCUUAAAAACAGUUGAGACACUUGAACAACAAGUUAUAUUCAUCCCUAAAAAGGUGAAGGAAGUAUAUUUGAUGCAUAUUUUGUCUAAAAUGGAAGAUAUGGGCAUUCGGUCUGCCAUUGUAUUUAUCUCCACAUGCAGAGAUUGUCACCGUUUAAAUUUAAUGCUGGAAGUGCUUGAUCAAGAAGCUGCAGCUCUAUAUUCAUUCAAAUCACAGACUCAGAGGCUUGAUGCACUUCAUCAAUUCAAAUCAGGAAAGGUUUCUAUACUACUAGCAACUGAUGUUGCCAGCCGUGGCUUGGAUAUUCCUACAGUUGAUCUAGUUAUCAAUUUCGAUGUUCCAAGGUUUCCACGUGAUUAUAUUCAUCGUGUUGGCCGUACUGCAAGAGCAGGAAGAGGAGGACUUGCUUUGAGCCUUGUCACCCAGAAUGAUAUCGAUCUUGUUCGUGAAAUAGAAGCUCUUAUCGACAGGCAACUAGAAAUGAUUGAAUACAAAGAAAAUGAGGUGUUAUCUCUCAUGAAAAAGGUUUUCAGUGCUAAGAAUGUGGCAGAAAUGAAGAUGAUGGAAGAUGGCUUUGACGAGAAAGCAAAGGAGCGGAAAAAACAGAAACUGAAAAUGCUAUCAGAGAAAGGAUUGUUAAAGAAAAGAAGUAAAAAGAGAAAAAGAAAUAAAGAAUUUGCAGAGGAAGGAAAAAAACAGAAAAAAGUGGAGUUGGAAGCAUCAGCAGACGCAGCAUCACUAAAGAAAAUAAGUAAGAAGAGACAGUAAAUUAGUACAUUUGAGGAAUUAGUACUUUAAAAGAACAGAUUCUUUAAGCACGGGAAGGAUAAUUGGAGAAAAAAGGCUUCAAAAGAGACAAAAUUCAAAGCCAAAAGAUGAGGAGAGUUAUGAGUAAAGAAGCGGACGUAGAGGAGAGUUAUAAGUAAAGGGUAGUAAUGUUUUGGCAAGUAAUAACAGUGGCACACAAUUUGGAGUUGUAUUCAUAUCUUCCCAAGCUGACAGGUUUUGAUUUGUCUGAAUAGGUUAGACUAACUCAACAAAAUUACACUUCACAUGUGAAUGGUGUGCGAUUUUGGUUAAUAAGAUCUUAUAUUAUAGGUUGAAUGCGUUGUAAUAUCAAAUGAUUCAGAUUUUGACACAACAAAUUCGUGCCAUUGUUUUACUAUAUGUUUUGUUUUUUCAUGUGAUUUUGAUUGUAUUAUAUUAUAU